ACAGCUUGGUGUUCAAGUAAAAAAAAAAACAAUAUAAAUGGGUAUAAUGAUCGGGUGACUGAAUAAAAUAGUCCACUACAUGGACAUGGACCAUCUAAAUCUACAGCGAAUGGAAUUGGCUGAAGCGCCUUUGACAUUGCCGUUUUUUUCAUUAGGGGAGGGGGACUGAACUUUUGACAAGGAGGUGUUGUACAGGGGGGAUGUUAUAAAGAGUCUUCAAAGUGUGCCUGAAUCGUGGAGGCGUGGACCAUCCGGCGAACGUAUAUAAUGAUUUUCUCUCCAAAUAUGGCUUUAUAACGCCUGUAAACUGGGAAGACGCUCAAUGGGAUGAGGAGAAAUUAUCAGAAGACUUCAGCAGUGGAGACACUAUGUCUCUCAUUCAAGAGGGAGACUCCUUAUCAUGGUCAGGUAACACCAAAGACCCCUCAGAGAACGCACAGCUCAUAACAGCUCUCAAGGAGUUCCAGAGGAUGAUAGGCUUGCCUGUGACAGGUCUGUUUGAUGACGCCACCAAAGCAGCCAUGAACAAGCCACGUUGUGGGGUUCCAGACAAAGAGGCAGACUCCAAGACUACUGCUGAGCACAAUACAACCACAACAGGUGGGGAGGGCAGCCAGUUGGGUAAUAGCACCGAAACUGACCAAGAACAAGUCAAGGAUCCAGAACAGAAAACUGCUGAGACCAGACUGGUCCACACUCGCAGUGAAAGGCUCUCUCGUAAGAAGCGGCAUCUGGCUUCCUUGCUGGGUCAAACCAGAAGAAGAAGGGAGGAGGGAGAGAUGGAAUAUAUGGCCUUCUCUAAGGCGGUGCUCAGGUGGAGGCUGAUUGGGGAAGGUUACAGCAGCCAGCUGUCCAUUGACGAUCAGAGGUACAUCUUCAGACUGGCCUUCAGGAUGUGGAGUGAGGUCUCCCCUCUGGAGUUUGUGGAGGACUCACACUCCCCGCUGGAGGACAUUGACAUCAGACUGGGCUUUGGAACAGGGCGACACUUAGGCUGCACUCAAAGAUUCGAUGGCGCAGGCCGUGAGUUUGCUCAUGCGUGGUUCCUUGGAGACAUACACUUUGACGACGAUGAACAUUUCACCGCCCCUAAUACUGGGGAUGGGAUCAGCCUGCUGAAAGUGGCGGUGCAUGAGAUUGGCCAUGUGUUGGGCUUACCACAUCUCUACAGGGCUGGGUCCAUCAUGCAGCCCAGCUAUCUCCCCCAGGAGUCCAGCUUUGAACUCGACUGGCAAGACAGGAAAGCCAUUCAGCACCUUUACGGCAGCUGUAAUGGGCGCUUCAGCGCAGUGUUUGAUUGGAUCAGGAAGGAAAGGACCCCCUAUGGGGAGAUGAGGGUCCGCUUCAACACGUACUUCAUGCGAGAUGGCUUGUACUGGCUGUAUGAGAACAGGCAGAACCGCACGCGCUACGGUGACCCUGUAGCUGUCGAGGUGGGAUGGCAUGGCAUACCGGCCAAUGGCGUGGACGCGCACGUUCAUGUGUGGACGCGUGGAAAUGAUGCCAUCUAUUUUUUCAAAGGUUCUCAGUUCUGGAAAUAUGACACUGAGAAUGACCAGGUAUUCACAGAGGAUGAGGAGGGCCGGCGCUACCCCAGGCCCAUCUCAGAGGGCUUUCCUGGGGUACCUGGCCCCAUCGACACGGCCUUCUACGACAGGAGAGACUCUCAAAUCUAUUUCUUUAGGGGCCCAUCAGUGUAUGCCUUUGAUGUCAAAGCUAACCGCUUGGCAAAAGGGUACCCAAAGAAAAUCACACAGGUGUUUCCUGCAGUGUUGCCUGGUGACCACCCUGUUGCUAACCUGGACGUAGCCUACUUCUCCUACACACACAAUGCCAUUUUCCUACUGAAGGACACCAGUUACUGGAGGGUUGUUAGCAGCAGGGAUCGCCGGAGGAGACCCUUCUUGCCUUACAAUGGCCUGCUGCCUCACAGGGAAGUUGACGAGCAGUGGUUUGACAUCUGCAACGUCCACAGUACUGCACUGAGGGUGGCUCGCAGGUGAACAUCGGUGUCAGAUCUGCGUGCUGUCAACGUUUAGGACUAGUUGACGUAUUGGCACUUGCUUUUUGGCAUCCAUUUCAAAUGAACUUAUUACGAUGACAAGAAAACAGUAGUGCAAAUUCACAUAUGAGGGGACAAGACUACUUCAAGAAAAGAACGAACACAGGACCUCUAGUUCCUACACCCUUGGCGGUUUAUCCUGCAACACCAUCUUCAUGUUCAGUAUUAUACAUACUGUAAAUGUUUUAUUAGGCUCUGUAAACAUAAAUACAUACAUGGACAUGUUCAUACUGUAUUAGAGGACAAAAACAGAAAGGUUGGCUAUCUUAUAAUUUAUUAAAUAAUAUUUAAUUUUUG
This is a messenger RNA of Clupea harengus (Atlantic herring), 2359 nucleotides long. It is a transcript of the gene mmp21, whose product is annotated as matrix metallopeptidase 21. Gene Ontology annotation, biological process: extracellular matrix organization; collagen catabolic process; proteolysis. NCBI's taxonomy places the organism in Eukaryota, Metazoa, Chordata, Actinopteri, Clupeiformes, Clupeidae. Gene Ontology annotation, cellular component: extracellular matrix. The record is from RefSeq and is a predicted model, not a curated record. Gene Ontology annotation, molecular function: metalloendopeptidase activity; zinc ion binding.